Diplodia corticola is the source of this 3156-nucleotide messenger RNA. RefSeq names its product zinc finger protein dhhc domain containing protein. The coding region runs from base 1 to 3156 and encodes 1051 amino acids. The record is from RefSeq and is a predicted model, not a curated record. The transcript has a single exon. Lineage: Eukaryota; Fungi; Ascomycota; Dothideomycetes; Botryosphaeriales; Botryosphaeriaceae.
AUGGAGCCGCGUUACUACAGGUCCUCCUCGCCGGGAAGCCGUCGCAUACACAAUCCUGGUCGAGCAACAACAGGCUCCUUCAGCUCUUAUGACACCUACCACGACCCCUACAGUAGGUCGCCACGGUCAAGCGGCGACCGCAUCGCACCCUCGUCCAACACCUCGAACUAUUCGACUGCGCCGAGCGCUGCCACGCGAGCCAGUGCGGGGUAUGAUGCAUACACUGGCAGGCCGCGUAGCUCCACACUCGAAAACUCACGGCGGCCAGCGAGCACCCUGGCUGCUGGCGUGCCAAUUCGCACCACUACUCACAACACCGUGGUGCACGCUCAUGAUCGACCCUCGAGUCCGCUGACUCGGGGCCACGAUAGCCGCGGCAGUGCGUAUACCGUUGCGACUGCCACCGCUCCCGUGGCGAGACCAUCAUCCAGACAAGGCCACAGCCAUGGACACAAGAAAUUCUACAGCAUCGAUGAUGGCAAGGCCGUAAGAGUCGACCCGCGCGAGGCAGACCUCCUCCGUCGCCACAACGGCAACGCCAGCAGCAACGGCCACAGUAGCAGCAACGGCCACAGCCGGUCAUCUUCGAAGACUUACCACACGACCACUCAGCGUUAUCCCGUGCAGGACACGGUUGACGAAGGCUAUUCGUACACGGAUGCUGCUGGCAUGUACCGAGAUACGGAGCCCAGCUGGCGUCCUCGCUCAGGGAGCGUGGAAAGCCGCACAAGGCGGCCGAUGAGCAUGGUUGAGCCCUAUGGUCCUCGUUCAUCGGCCCGCGAUCUUACUGGACCACCUGUUACCACUCGAGGCUUUGACAAGAUCAAUGGCGGUAUUGCAGCUGCAUCUGCGGUUGGCCGCAGUGGAAGUGUCAGAGAUUACGGCCAUGCGCGAGCCUCGUCACGCGAUCGAUCACACGAGAAAGCCGGUACUGGUGAUUCGUAUUAUCGCGAUGAAAGCUUGUACGCGCCGCCACCUCCGCGCUCAGCGUCUGUACGGGCAGCGCCGGCCCUUCAUCAAGACUUCAACGAUAGGCGAGAUGAUCGUCGCGAUGAUCGCCGCGAUGACCGCUAUGGCUACCGUGAUGAGCAUGAGGACCGAGACCGCCUUCGGACAACCCGGCGUUAUGAGGAUCCCGACGUUGAAGCGAGGGGCUUCGGCAUCAGAGCACCUAGUGUUGGUCGUCCAAGCAGUGUUGGUCCUGGGAACGAUCCUUACCACUCGACUCGCGAUGAGAUCCUCGACCGGCGAUAUGCACCACCGCCACCCCCUCCAUCCGUUCCGGUCUAUCCUCUCGACGCUGGAAUUUCUGUACCGAGUGCCCGCGAUUACAUUCCGGAUGCUCCACGCUCAGCACGGUUAGAGUCUGAGCGUCACGGCAGAGACUACAGGGACUUUGAGCGGGAUCGCGUCAGUGACCGGAAUGGCGAUCGCGAUUGGGAUCGACCAAAGGGCUAUGACCGGGAGCGCGACCGCGAAAGGGACCGUGAGGACCGCCGCGACGACCGCCGUGAGGACCGCCGCGAGGAUCGCCGCGACAGAGACACUCAUAUCCCAAGCGUUGUCCCAGCUGCUGCCGCCGCUGUCGGAGCCGCCUAUGGCGCUCAGCAUCUUGCAGAAAGUGCCGCGGUGCGUCACCAGCGGGAUCGUGAAAAGGAACACAGAAGCGAUUCCGAUGAUGAAAAGAAGCGGCGACGAGAACACAGGAGCGAUUCCGACGAGGAGAAAAAGCGGCGCUCUCGGAAGCCCCCAUCUGAUGAUGGCGAAGCCCCUCGCGAGCGACACUACGUCGACAAGGAUGAUGUCAAGGACCGAGAGGACCGUCGGCAGGCUCCUCCCAACAUCGAUCCAGAUGAAGAAUACCGACGCCGUCUCCAGCAGGAGAUGGAGCGCUCGGCUGGCUCAGCCCGCGACAGGGAUAGCGAGUCUGAUCGAGAGAAAGAGCGUCGUAGACGCGAUAGAGACCGGGGCGAAGCUCCUAGGGACCGCGCACCCGAUACUGCCGCUCGUGAUGUCUCUCGACCGGACCGUAAUGGAGACCUUGUACCGGACCAGAAGCCAGAUCGGAAUAGCGAACGCAGCAACAGUGUCUUUGGCGAACCCAUAGUGGAUGAGCCAACCUCGCUGUCCGUAUCGGAGGAGAAAGAGCGAGACAGCCGUGUCCGCAUUGUGUCGCCCCCGAAGUCCGAUAAAGACUCUCCACCUCCUCCAAGGGGUAUCUUGCGCAAGCCAACUGAAAAGUUUCCCGAGGACCCAAAUCCCAUCCGCGAGGGAGUCGCACCUAUGAAGGAUGCGAAAAAGGGAAAAGACAUCCCCGUUGACGCUCGUUGGACCAAAAUCGAUCGCCGGCUCGUCAAUCCCGAAGCACUGGAGGAGGCCAAGGAAAGGUUCGAAGAGAGGAAGGACUGCGUGAUUGUGCUUCGCGUCCUCACGCGCGAGGAUAUCCAGAAGCUUGCGGAUCGCACAAGAGAGAUCCGUGAAGCCAGAGGUAAUUACCCACCUGAUUCUGCUGCGCUUUAUUCGUCAUUUUUCGCGGACUCGAGGCAAUCUCUCGCACAUUCCUCGUCAGGGUCAUCGUCGGGCAGCGAUGCCCGAGGCAGAGGCCGAGAUGACGCACAUUCCUCUGAGCACAAGCACCACCGCAAGCAUCGCUCUCGCAGUCAUCGUCGGCAUGAGGAUGAGGAAGAAGACAAGCAUCAUCCUCAUCACCAUCACCAGCACCAGCACCAAGAUGCGGACCCCAUUUCUUCUGCUUUAUCCGAGGGUUCCGAGAAGUUGUCGAAGUCCAGAGCUUUGACCGGCAUUCUUGACACUGUUAUCGAUGUGCUAACGCGCCCCAAAGAAGAAGAAUACCAACGUGGAAGCGGUGAAGAUCGUGACCGCGACCGGGACCGCGAUCAUGAACGUGAACGCGAACGCGAUCGUGGCGAGCACCGCAGCAGCCACCGCUCCUCCCGACGCAAGCACAGAGACAGGGAGGACGACGAUUCACUCGAGAGUAACGAGGAAGAUGACGACACCAAGGAGAGACGCCGAGCUCCUCGCAUGAUCGAACCGUCGAGGGAGCCGCCUGAGGAUUUCCGCGAGAGGGACCGGGAGCGCCAGCGCGAGAAGGAAAGAGAAAGGGAAUUUUGGGUCGAUCCGUCGAGGCAGUGA